Messenger RNA from Octodon degus (degu), 801 nucleotides. RefSeq names its product cationic amino acid transporter 3. Gene Ontology annotation, biological process: amino acid transport; transmembrane transport. Gene Ontology annotation, molecular function: amino acid transmembrane transporter activity. NCBI's taxonomy places the organism in Eukaryota, Metazoa, Chordata, Mammalia, Rodentia, Octodontidae. The record is from RefSeq and is a predicted model, not a curated record. Gene Ontology annotation, cellular component: plasma membrane.
AUGGCGGGGCGCCCCAGCAAGGUGCUGGUGGGCGGGGCCCGCGGGGUGAUGUUCCUCACCUCAGCCCCCUCCUGCAGGGGAGAGGCCCGCAGCCCGCAGCGCUCCGCUCCUCUGGCCAUCGUGCUGUCACGGCUCAUCUGCUUCCUGAUGUACUUCGGUGUCGCAGCAGCCCUCACGCUCAUGGUGCCCUACUACCAGGUCCAGCGGGGCCCGCUGCCCGGGGCCCUCGUGCACGUGGGAUGGGGACCUGCCCGCUACGUUGUGGCGCUAGGCACCCUGUGUGCUCUCUCCUCCAGCCUGCUGGGUGCAAUGUUCCCUAUGCCUCGGGUCAUCUAUGCCAUGGCGGAGGACGGGCUCCUCUUCCGAAGCCUGGCCCGAGUCCAUGCCGGCAGGCGCACCCCUAUCCUGGCCACUGUGGUGUCUGGGGUCAUCACAGCCUGCAUGGCUUUCCUGUUUGAGCUCAGUGAUCUUGUGGACCUCUCGUCCAUCGGGACCCUGCUGUCCUACUCUCUGGUGGCCUUUUCCGUCCUGGUCCUCAGGUACCAGCCAGAUCGGAAUGCAGGCUCUGGAGAAAAGCAGAAGCCAGGGCAGGAAGCCCAGGAGCCCGAGCCCCCUAGGGAGGCUGUGUCCCUGGAGCUUGAGCCUGAGGCAGGGAGCUCCAGGCCUUGCGGGGGCCUCUGCGUGCUGGGGGCCACCAGCCCUACCUCAGGGUCUGGCCGGCUGGUAUACGGGGGCGCUGCCCUGCUUGAAUACCAUUCAGUGGUCCGCUAUGCCAGUCGGUGUCCUCUGACUGGGAGCUGA